AUGAAACAUUGUGCUUACACUCUACACACCAUGAGACACACCACUUUCAAUAUUAUGCUACCAUUUGUUUUUCUUCUCUUGAUUUGCAAAUUUGAGUAUUGUUACUCAAAUAAUGUUGCCUGCUUUGAAAGAGAACGAGAUGCUCUUCUCCGGUUCAAGGAAAGCCUAAUCGAUAAAUCAAAUCGUCUUUCCUCAUGGACUGGUCUUGACUGCUGUAAAUGGGAGGGAAUUUCUUGCAGUUUGACAACUGGCCAUGUCCUGAAGCUUGAUUUACACAAUACGAUUGCAGAUGAUCAUUUUCAGAAUGGGUAUUAUAGUGGUUUGCCAGCGAACUAUAGCAAUAGUUGCUUGGGAGGUGAGAUCAAUCUUUCACUUGUCAAUUUAGCACAUUUGAAUUACCUUGAUUUGAGCUUGAACAACUUUUCUGGAAUUCAAGUUCCAAAAUUCUUAGGAUCCUUCAAAAACUUGAGGUAUCUUAACCUUGGAAGCUCUAAUUUUGUGGGAAACAUUCCCACCAACCUCGGAAAUCUUUCAAGUUUAGAGCAUCUCAAUCUAGGGACAUCACUUGGGUAUCCUAUUUCUAAUUAUUUGACUUCAGAUAACUUGAACUGGUUGGCUAACCUUUCUUCUCUAAAAAGUCUUGACAUGCCCGGGAUUUCCAUUUGUUGUGAUGAAAAUUGGUUGAGCACAAUCAACAACCUCAUGUCUUUAUCUUCUUUAAACUUAAAAAAUUGUGGCCUUAACACAACCAAUCCUCCUUCCCAUGUUAACUCCACUUCCCUCACUUCCCUUGAUCUCAGUGGAAAUAGUUUGGAUUCCACAAUAUUUCCAUGGUUGUCGAAUCUCACAAGACUUGAGCAUCUCAAUUUAUUUGGCAACCAAUUUAUAGGCAGACAAAUUCUUUUGUGCAAGUUGCACAAUUUGGUGUCAUUAGAUCUCGGUGCGAACCAUUUUAAUGGUUUAAUUCCCGAUUGUCUUGGAAACUUGACUUCUUUAACUUCUCUCAGUUUAAGAGGGAAUAGCUUUACAGGUUCAAUUCCGAAUAACUUAAGUCAUCUUUGUAGCUUGCAAUUCCUUGAUGUCUCUGAAAAUAAGUUGACAGGUUCCAUUCGAGUUCCAUCUAACUGCCCCUUCUAUAGAUUGAAAGAUUUGAUCUUACAUGAUAACAAUUUCAAAGGUGAACUUCCUGAUUGGUUGUACAAGAAUAAAAAUCUGGAAACUCUUUCUCUCUAUUCAAAUUCCUUCUCUGGUCCAAUAGUAGAUUCAAUUGGGAACUUGUCAAUGUUAAAUGGGUUGUUUAUUGGUGGAAAUAAGUUUACUGGUAGCGUGCCUUCAAGUAUUGGAAAACUUUCAAACCUUAAUCCCAUUUUUCAAAACUUAGUAAGCUCAGCCAAUUGA
Messenger RNA from Ipomoea triloba (trilobed morning glory), 1398 nucleotides. Its product is annotated as receptor-like protein EIX2. Gene Ontology annotation, molecular function: protein binding. The record is from RefSeq and is a predicted model, not a curated record. The coding region runs from base 1 to 1398 and encodes 465 amino acids. Lineage: Eukaryota; Viridiplantae; Streptophyta; Magnoliopsida; Solanales; Convolvulaceae. The transcript is spliced from 2 exons.